GUAGUCAAUCGUUUAUUUCAUUGAUCCCGCCAGCAGCUGGAUUCCUGGCAUUCCUUUCGUUAAACCACAUUCGUUUUUUGCAUAACCACUACUCGAUCUUUUAACAAUGCGUCUGCUCAACACCUUCGUCGCUAUUGCGGCACUUCUCCCUGCUUGCUUUGCUGCCCUGCCUACCCAGGCCGAAGGUUUCGCCGCUAGCACCACCGGUGGUAAGGGUGGCCAGGUCGUUCGCCCCAAGAACAACCAGGAGCUCGUCAACUACCUCAAGGAUAACACUGCUCGUAUUAUCUACCUUGAGCGCACUUUCGACUUCAAGAACUCUGAGGGCUCGACCAGCGAGACUGGCUGUGCUCCUUGGGGAACCGGCGCUCAUUGUCAGCUUGCUAUCAACAAGAAUCUGUGGUGCACUAAAUACGAACCUAACGCUCCCAAGGUCAACGUCAAGUACGACAAGGCUGGCCUGAACCCCAUCAUGGUUGGCUCUAACAAGAGCAUCAUCGGUGUUGGUUCCAAGGGUGUUAUUAAGGGCAAGGGUCUCCGUCUCGCCAAUGGUGUCAAGAACGUUAUCAUCCAGAACAUCCACAUCACGGACCUCAACCCUCACCUUGUCUGGGGUGGCGAUGCUAUCACUCUUGACGGAACUGACAAUGUUUGGAUUGACCACUGCACGACCUCCCUCAUCGGCCGCCAACACAUCGUUCUUGGUACCCAAGCCAGCGGCCGUGUUUCUAUCACCAACAAUAAGAUCGAUGGUAACAGCAACUGGUCCGCUAGCUGCAAUACCUACCACUACUGGGGUAUCCUCUUCCUUGGCUCUAACGACAUGGUCACCUUCAAGGGCAACUUCCUGUACAAGGUCUCCGGCCGUGCUCCCAAAGUUGCUGGUAACACCCUUCUCCACGUCGUUAACAACUACUUCUACGAUAUAUUCGACCACGCCUUCGAGGUUGAAGAUAAGGGUCAGGUUCUCAUUGAAGGAAAUGUCUUCCAGAAUGUCAAAAACCCCUCCAAGCCUGGCAACAAGGGCCGCAUUUUCAGCAUCCCUAAUACUGCCGCCGCCAAUGUUUGCAAGGCUGCCCUUGGCCGUGCUUGCCAGCUGAAUGCCUUUGGAAGCUCUGGUACUCUGGCUUCCUCAGCAACUUCAAGGGCAAGAUCAUUGCUUCUGCUGCUAUCCUACUCGGGUAGGGCCUUGAGACCGGCCCCCCUUAGCCUGACCCAUUCCACCUGUGGUGCCAGAGGGUCAGGCACGGGGGGUACGUUGACUAGGCACAGGGGCGGUUGACUGAGGAAAUCUAAGAUACCUCUUUUUCUUAGGUCUUUCCUUAUUAUCAGAAGUAUCCUUCAUCUCCAAAUUUCCCCGCAUAUAUCACGUGACUUUGACAUAUUAACGGUACUUCUUUUUCCUAGGCCUUGCCUUACUAUUAGAGGUAUCUUAAAUUUCCUCAGUCAACCGAACCUUUUCCUAGUCACCGUACCCGCCGUGCUUGAGGCACGGUCACUGGUGACUGAAUGAAAAGCAC
This is a messenger RNA of Fusarium redolens, 1520 nucleotides long. RefSeq names its product pectin lyase fold/virulence factor. The coding region runs from base 107 to 1282 and encodes 391 amino acids. The transcript is spliced from 3 exons. The record is from RefSeq and is a predicted model, not a curated record. NCBI's taxonomy places the organism in Eukaryota, Fungi, Ascomycota, Sordariomycetes, Hypocreales, Nectriaceae. Gene Ontology annotation, molecular function: pectate lyase activity.